Molecule: messenger RNA, 1011 nt
Organism: Mycena indigotica
Lineage: Eukaryota; Fungi; Basidiomycota; Agaricomycetes; Agaricales; Mycenaceae
Exons: 10
Coding region: 52-1011 (319 amino acids)
Cellular component (GO): fungal-type vacuole; plasma membrane
Source: RefSeq, a predicted model, not a curated record
UUGCUCUGCCUUAUAGUUCCCGCAUGGCUUCAAGCUGUUCCUCAGUACCUUAUGCCCCACUAUUCUCGACUCAUAGUCCUCUCCGCUCUUUGCGCUACUGCUCUCGCCGUAGAGAAUAGUACGACACAUACUACGGACGCUGACCUUGGGCCCCGUGUCAUCGGUGGUUAUAUCCCCAAGAAAGGACCUUCACUUGUUGCUCUUGUUCUCUAUGGGAUCUCUGCUUUGGUUCAAUGGAUUCAGUACUUUACUGUGACACCGCGCCGACCGUUUAUUCUAUGGCUCACCUGCGGGAUGACUGCCAUGGCCCUUGGUUUCGUUCUUCGUAUCAUUUUUGCCAACGAGCCAAGCUCAAUGGGACGGUACAUUGCUAUGGAUUUAUUCAUCCUGCUUUCACCAUGUCUCUUCCUUGCGACCGACUACAUGAUUCUUUCCCAUCUGGUUAGAAUAUUCGACGAAGAAAUAGCAGAGAAAUGCAUGCUCAUUCGCCCCACUCUGAUCGUGCGGCUCUUCGUCUGGAGCGACGUAUCGACGUUCCUUCUGCAAAGCACGGGCGGCGGACUGACCGCGAUGAAAGACGUAAAUUUGGCAAACAUCGGCAACAAGAUCGCUGAAGUCGGCAUCAUCUUACAAGCAGUUUCAUUUCUGCUCUUCACUAUCGUUUUCGUCGUAUUCGGUAUAAGGAUUCAAAAGCACUUCCCCGAAGUCUGGCGUCCCCGAGUUCAAGAGCCCUUCCGUCUGUUCUCUCGUGAACCAAUAGAAGACUGGCGAAUUCUCUUCUACGUUACAUCGUUGACUUGCAUCGGCAUCCUCAUUCGCUCUGUUUUCCGCAUAGUCGAAUUUGUUGGUGGUUAUAACGGAAUGGUUUUCACCCAUGAAGGGUAUUUCUACGUGCUCGAUGCCCUGCCACUCUGGAUCGCAAUGACCCUCUACUGCUUUGUGUGGCCGAUUCGUGUCUUCAACCACACACCCGUAGCUUCUUUCGAGCUGAAGAAAUCUAGUCCGUAUUAA